AGUUUCAACCAUCCAUCGAAAUUCCAAUCGAAUCUUAAAGUUCCCGAAACCGAAAGCAAAAGUGUGAGCUAAGAGACAACGUUUGUGUUGUGGAUUGUGAUCAACACCAACAACAAACAAAAAUGGUGAAUUACAUGUUGAUGAUCAGUGCUGAGCUUGAAAACCUUACGAAUCUUCAACCCCAAGGUGGCUGCGAUGACCCCAACUUCUCAUACCUUUUCAAGGUGAAAUGUGGAAGAUGUGGGGAACUGAGCCAGAGAGAAACUUGUGUGGUCUUGAACGACACCGUUCCACUCCCAGUUGGCAAGGGUUCUACCCAUCUCAUUCAAAAGUGCAAAUUUUGUGGCAGGGAGGGUACUGUCACUAUGGUUGUAGGCAGAGGUAAACCACUGACCCACGAAACUAGUGAAUCAGGGAAGUACAGCCCACUGAUGUUAUUCGACUGCAGGGGCUAUGAGCCAGUAGAUUUUGUAUUCACUGGUGGAUGGAAAGUUGAGUCGCUGGAGGGAACCAAGUUUGAGGAUGUUGACCUGUCAAGUGGAGAAUUUGCCGAAUAUGAUGAGAAGGGAGAGUGCCCUGUCAUGAUAUCCAAUGUUCGAGCUACUUUUGAUGUGGUGAAGUAGAGAGAACUAUUUUCUGAUUGAGCAUUUUCGCGGUAUAUAAAAUUGACUGUUCUCUUUUCGAUAGGCGUUUUGAGCUCUGGGGUACAUCAAAAUUAAGCAAAAAAUUUGUGGGAUUCCCCUUAACAUUACAUGUUAAUCUUGGUAUAUUUCUGAGUGGAUAACAACUUCCAGUUGUAAGUUAUCGAUGGAAAUUUCUUUGCA
Messenger RNA from Lotus japonicus, 824 nucleotides. RefSeq lists its product as uncharacterized. Gene Ontology annotation, molecular function: zinc ion binding. Bases 123 to 623 code for a protein of 166 amino acids. The record is from RefSeq and is a predicted model, not a curated record. NCBI's taxonomy places the organism in Eukaryota, Viridiplantae, Streptophyta, Magnoliopsida, Fabales, Fabaceae. The transcript is spliced from 4 exons.